Molecule: messenger RNA, 465 nt
Organism: Pneumocystis jirovecii RU7
Lineage: Eukaryota; Fungi; Ascomycota; Pneumocystomycetes; Pneumocystales; Pneumocystaceae
Exons: 3
Coding region: 1-465 (154 amino acids)
Source: RefSeq, a predicted model, not a curated record
AUGUUAUCUAUUACUGGAGGAAUUUUAUAUCAAGCAAAAGUGUUGAUUAUAUCAAAUGCCAGAUUUAUUCUUUCUUAUUUUCUACAUUUAGAAUACCUUAUUCUUCCUGAUUUGGAAAUUAAUAUUCAUUUAUCUGUUUUUACAGCUCUUAAUUUAAUUAUGCAAAGAAUAUUGGUAAAUAAUCUUGAGCUUUCGUCUUUAGCCGCUUGUAAUAUGAUAAAGUUUUGUAUAAAACUACGAGAGUUUAUUGAAUUACAUCAAAGUGCUUUAGAAAUUGAUUUAUUUAAUUUAUUUAAUUUAUUUAAUUGUAUUCGAAUUGAUUAUGUUCAAUGUGAUAAGGAUUUGUUGACUAUAGAUGAUAUUGCGUUAUAUUUGCCUAUUUCAAAAGAAAAACUUGGUCCUUUUUUUGUUUUAGUUCUUCUCUGUGCUGUGUAUAGAUUUGUGUCUGGUUACAAAAAGAUCUGA